This is a messenger RNA of Pseudogymnoascus verrucosus, 1660 nucleotides long. RefSeq lists its product as uncharacterized. Lineage: Eukaryota; Fungi; Ascomycota; Leotiomycetes; Thelebolales; Thelebolaceae. The record is from RefSeq and is a predicted model, not a curated record. The transcript has a single exon. Bases 283 to 1143 code for a protein of 286 amino acids.
UAAGCCCUGAACGUUGGUAGCAUCAACAAAACACCUUCACUUGUUAACUAUUUUCUUCUUUUCUUUCAUUAUCUACAGGCUUGACUAGCCCAUCAAGUGACUUCGAAUCUUUAUUUCCUCCUUCUUUUCAUCCGCCCACGAGAAGUUUGACCUAUACACAAAAACUUCGGUGGCAACUCGGGAUAUUCGUUGCCUACUGUGCACUCGACCCUCUCAACGACGGAGAUAGAACUCCAGUCAUCGACACAACCGCACACAAGAAUUCCCUUCACACAGAACAUCAUGUUCUCUUCUAUACAGCCCGCGAGGUUAUCGCUCCUCACCCUGUUGGUCGCCUCUUUCGUUUUGUCCGGCGACGGACAUCGCAUCUCUGGGGUCCAAAAGGCCGGGGGACCGGAGGUAGCCGCCAGGAACAAUGUGGUGAAUGUAGUACAUAUUCGACAAGAUUCCUCCGGAAUCCUGGAUGGCUUGAUCCCAAGUUCAGGAACUACCAACACCGCCGACCAAACUUCGUCCGAUUCUACGACAUCUACAACCGAUUCCCAGUCAGAGACAACGACGGAACCUCCAACCACAACCACAUCGGACGAAUCGACGACUACUCCCUCUGAUACUGGAGCGUCGUCGACCCCUUCACAAACCUCCGAUACUCCAUCGUCGAAGACGACGACUGACUCCACCGAGACAACCGACUCGUCUGAGACUACCACAUCAAAGCCCACCACCACCGCUCCUCCCCGCAGCACCAUCACGUCGAAGCGCACGACCGUGAUUGACGUGACAAGCGAUGGAAAGACCUACCAGACCACCUCCGUCGCUACGUCCCUGAUCCCAACCAACACUGCCUCCCCAAUCGACGACACCCCAGAUACCGAGUCUGGCAUGAGCACAAAGACAAAGAACACAGUCAUCGGUGUAGUGGUCGGCGUCGGCGGUGCCAUCUUCCUAGGCCUCAUCUUCAUGGUCUUCUGGAAGUUCUGGGGCCGCAGACGGUCCUCUCGCAGGGCCCAGGAGGACGACGCUCUGAUGAUGACAUCCCCGGGCGAGAAGCCGGAUACUGCCUCCACCUCGAACCCCUUCCAGAGCACGCUCGAGAGCUACCACGCCCCGCAGCGUCCUGUCAAUGCUUCAUCUAACUUUUAGACGCGUGGCGGAGAGAGAGCGGAGGGAUAUUUGCAUGGCGCUGGUGUUUAGAAUGGGCUUGAUUACUUUCCUUUUACCUGGAUCGAGAGCGAGGCCGCGUGACGCCUUCGAAUACGGAGAUUUGUCAGGCUGCGGGUUGCUAGGGGAGCGAGAUCGUUGUAAUACCAUGGCGGGCGAUUUUGCUGCGAGAGAGGAGAGAAAGAAGGAAGGAACUUUGGCCAUUUUGGCUCCAUACUGAUUGGACUUCAUUUUUGUUUUGUUUUAUAACUCAUUGCAGCUUUUGCACGAAAAGCGGGGAUUGGACACGGGGGAAGACACGGGCUACAACAGUCAACGAACGGCGGUUUGUACAAACAGGCAAGCGAGGAUAUAUGGCGCGUCGGGGUCGAGUUCUGGGCCUGAGAGAGAGAGAGAGAGGUAGAUAGAUAGAGAGGAUAUAGGUAGUCGCUGCUUGCUCGGAUUCUCUGCCGGCUUGCUAGUUAGUAAUAUCAGAGACAUGACUACAUUAUUUUACGAG